This is a messenger RNA of Truncatella angustata, 738 nucleotides long. RefSeq lists its product as uncharacterized. NCBI's taxonomy places the organism in Eukaryota, Fungi, Ascomycota, Sordariomycetes, Amphisphaeriales, Sporocadaceae. The record is from RefSeq and is a predicted model, not a curated record. Bases 1 to 738 code for a protein of 245 amino acids. The transcript is spliced from 3 exons.
AUGUCACUUCCAGACUAUGUCCUCGACGACAAUGCCGUCCUGAAGGACGACAGCGCCAAGUGGCGUCAUGGCAAAGCCCCUGAUUAUAGCAAGACGAGGCAGAUCUGGAGAGACUCCAAGAAGAUGAACCACGAGGCCCAAUCGCUGCCGGACCUGGUGGAGAAGCUGGUGAAGAACUGGGAGGUGGAGGCGUCGUUCAAGACGGACCUGGCGGACUGGCGGACGAUCGACCGGAGCAAGUACACGUUCUCGGUCAACGGGGGGCCGGCGCAGACGGGCGAGCACAUGCUCAAGGUGGGCACGUACAACGCCAUCAUCGAGGCCAACGAGCACUACUGCCCCGUGCGCAACGACUUCGACGCCUCGCACAAGAUCUUCAAGCGCAUGAUGCCCACGUUCGCCUGGGAGGUCCUCGAGGUCUACUCGGGCCCGCCCACCGUCAGCUUCAAGUGGCGCCACUGGGGCGAGAUGAAGGCCGAUUACAGCGGGUUCAACGACAAGGGCGAAAAAGUGAGCCUCAAGGCGCACGGCGGCUCGAUCGACAUCGAGGGCCUCGCCGUCGCCAAGGUGAACGAAAAGCUGCAGAUCGAGUCGGUCGAGGUCUGGUUCGACCCCAUGGCCAUGUUCCGGCAGAUGCGGCCCAAGGGCGAGGAGGGCGACCCGGCCUCGACCGAGAAGGUCAUCGACGCCGAGACGCACGUCGUCGACGUCGAGGUCACGCGUCCCCAGGACGCCUAG